This is a messenger RNA of Prunus avium (sweet cherry), 927 nucleotides long. The record is from RefSeq and is a predicted model, not a curated record. NCBI's taxonomy places the organism in Eukaryota, Viridiplantae, Streptophyta, Magnoliopsida, Rosales, Rosaceae.
AUGGAUUCUUCCAUAUCCGAGAUGCCCCAAUUGCCAUCCUUUUUUGUCUUCUUAGCUUCUCUUUUCUUCUUAUUGAUGCUUUUCAAAUAUUGGAAGAAAUCUCAAGCCAAAGGCCUGAGCAAGUUGCCUCCUGGGCCAAAGCAGCUGCCUAUUAUAGGGAACUUGCACCAGUUGAUUGGUGCCCUACCACAUCAUGCUGUCACUGACUUGUGCAACAAACAUGGUCCUGUCAUGAAACUGCAACUGGGGGAACUUUUUGCCGUGAUCAUUUCAUCACCGGAAGCAGCCAAAGAGGUCUUGAAGACGAGCGAGAUCAGAUUUGCUCAAAGGCCGGAAGUGUAUGCAGUUGAAAUAAUGGCAUAUGAUCAUUCAAGCAUCGUGUUUGCUCCUUACAAUGAGUACUGGAGACAACUGCGAAAGAUAUCCGUGAUGGAGCUCUUAAGCGCUAAUCGUGUCCGAUCGUUCAGAUUGAUGAGGGAAGAGGAGGUGUGGAAUCUUGUCGAGUUCAUCGCCUCCUCGGAGGGACAUACCAUAAAUUUGAGUGACAAGAUAUACACCAUGACAAAUGAUGUGGUUUCUAGGGCAGCAUUUGGUAACAAGUGCAAAUACCAACAUGAGUUUACAUUAUUGCUUGGGGAAAUUAUACUUCUUGCUGGAGGCUUUAACAUCGCUGACUUGUACCCUUCUCUUACAUUUCUUCGUUCCAUGAGUGGGAUGAAGCCUGCAUUGAUGAAAAUUCAGAACAAAAUUGACGAGAUUCUUCAAGAUAUUGUGAGGGAGCAUAAGCUGAAAAGAGAAGCUAGUAUAAAAGGCUUUGGUAGGCUUGGUGAAGAUGAGGAAGAUCUGCUUGACACGCUUCUGAAUUAUGAGGGGGCCAAUAAGCAUGAAUUUCAUCUCACAACCGAUCAAAUCAAAGCCGUCAUUAUG